Molecule: messenger RNA, 4506 nt
Organism: Exophiala mesophila
Lineage: Eukaryota; Fungi; Ascomycota; Eurotiomycetes; Chaetothyriales; Herpotrichiellaceae
Exons: 2
Coding region: 1-4506 (1501 amino acids)
Biological process (GO): deadenylation-independent decapping of nuclear-transcribed mRNA
Cellular component (GO): P-body
Molecular function (GO): protein binding
Source: RefSeq, a predicted model, not a curated record
AUGUCCUCCAAUGAUCUGCAAGCUCUUUUUGCCAACCUGAAGCCAAAGCCUCGUGAUUCUCCCGCCCCUCCAUCCCAACCUAUCCGAUCUACUUCCUAUGCCAGUCAGUCAUACUCCCAGACGCCUGCUGGCCUUCCAUCCAGCCCUCCACCAUUGACAUCUCCGAUCAAUGCGGCGGUAAUCAAUUCCCAGCCCUCCAUGGCCCACCCCGGGGCUUCAACCAAUGCUCAGUCUCUGCUCAGCCUGUUGAACUUUGGCUCCUCUGCAACUCCUGCCCAACCAACUUCAUCUGCUUCCACAACUGCUCCACAACCUUCUCAGCCAAAUAUUCAAGAACAGGGAAAUGAUAACUCAUGGCAGGCUGCUGGAAGAACGCCCUCUGUCACUGCUUCUGAUCUGUUGUCAAAGUUCAUGAGCCCUUCUCCCGCUGCCACCUCAACUUUGACAAGACCCCAGCCUCAUGCCCCUUCCCAGCUCGAGGAUCAGGGCGGCGGUGGCCUGGCUUCUGGUUCCCACUACGGCCGAGAUCCUUCUCAAGAUGCCUUGCUCAAGCUCCUAAACAGGGCCACUUCAAAUCACUCCUCUGCCGGUGCGUCUGCACGACAAGGCUCGGUCGAGAGAACUCGAUCAGCAGCAAGUCAGGUCAAAGCCGAAUCUGCUACUCCAGGCAGUGCCGACCUGGCUUUACGCUUUUUAGAAUCUCAACAAGAGCCAAUCCCCACAUCUGAAGAACCGAAGCCCGAAAACACGACAUCUGUCCCCAAAAAGCCACUCUUCACCUACACCAAUCCAUUUGAGGCCUUGCAAGCCUCGCGAUCUCAAACUCCCAACGUUAAGGCUCCUGCCUCCACACCUCUACCACUAGAUCCUGACGUACCUCAACCUAGUGUUGAGUCCUCUGCUGAACAACCCUGGGCUGGCUCCCCCGUCAUGGCUACCCCCGAACACAUUGCAAUGCGAAAGAUCCUCACCCCGCGUCUGUCUUCCAUUAAUAGGCAGACUACGCUGUCGAGAGAACCUUCUGUCUCUGCACCAGGACCGGAAGAAAAUUCUGAAAAGCCUGUCAAAGAAAGCGCCAAAGACUCUGGGUUCAACAAAACUGACGUUCAGCCGAUCGUUGAAGAUGCUGCAAACAAUUCCAGUUCCGCCAGUAACGAUCAAAAUCCGUCAGAUCAAGGUCCAGAGCAACUCAAUGACCCAACCAGUGGCGCUGGCGAUGAAUGGGAGGACGCGGACGAUGGAGACGACUCACCCGAGGCCGAAUCGAGAGUGGUUCCAGUGUACAAUUUUCCCAUCAAACCUUUCGUUUCCAUCACUCUGAACUUGGAGCCGUCCACCAUCAGCAUCCGUGAUGAUGGCGUCAUGGAGAUAUCACGACUCAAGAAAGAGUUUGAUCAAUUGGACCGAUCUCUUGCUGCCGCGACCACAAAGUAUAUCACAUAUGCGCUGGUCAAGAACGGCGGCAUGCGCAUCAUUCGACAGGAUGACGGAAGCGACCGUCAGGUUUUCAAGAACUCCCACGAUCGCAUUUUCAAUGUUGCUUUAUGCUCCACUGCCCCAUUGGAAACACCUACUGACCCACAUGCAACUGAUCAUGGAAUCCUGGGAACUGGUGUCAGUGGCGCCGUCUACUAUGCCACCAUCAACAAAGAUGGCAAUGACCUAUUUGAAAAGAACAAUCUUGAUUCUCAAAGUUUGAUCUUCCCCCCUUAUCCACCAGCUGAUGAAAACACUGCUGGGGGCGUACUCAAGACCCGUGCCAAACGAAGUUCGCGUCAUCCCGAAUUCUUUGCUAUUGGUCGCGGCAAAGCUAUCCAUCUCAUCUGGCCAGCAACUGCAAUGUCUCCAAGAUAUGGCAUCACCCAAGACAAUCGCCGCGUGGAUGUGGACACCUUCUUUCAAGAACGGUCAUUGCAAAUCUCCACUGGGAAGGCUGGGAAAGACUUUAGCUUCAGUGAAGAUGAUAGUCUGAUCGUGUCGCUUGACAAGACUGGCAGACUACGCUUCUGGGACAUCCGAAAGUUGAUCGAGGAAGCUGAUGCCGGUGGUCGGGCCGCUUUGACUGUUGACAUGCCACUCUUGUCGCUGUCGACUGCGUCUCCGUCAGAAAAGUCUUGGCCUACCUCGGUUCACUUUGUCGACAAGGUUCGUCCCUAUAUACGUGGCGGCCCGCUGCGCUAUGUGCUGGUCGGCCUUCGACAGAAUCACACCUUACAACUGUGGGAUAUCGCUCUGGGAAAAGCGGUUCAGGAGAUCAACUUCCCUCAUGAGAACGAAACCGAUGGCAUUUGCAGCGUCAAUUAUCAUGCUAACAGCGGAAUCAUUGUUGUGGGUCAUCCGACUCGGAACUCGAUUUUCUUCAUCCAUCUGUCUGCCCCACGAUACACCUUGAGCGGAGCCUUGACACAAGCGGCCUUCGUCAACCGUAUUGCAAUGAAGGAUCCAGAAUUACCACAACCAGAAUCGACGGCAUGUAUGAGUGGCAUUCGUGAACUAUCCUUUGCCGGCAGAGGACAAUUACGAAGCGUGGAGUUGCUUCCUGUGCACCGAUCGACCGAGGCUCAGAAAGCCGUCGACGUUGACGCUCCAUUGUUCGAAUUGUAUGUCGUUCACUCGAAGGGUGUGACGUGCAUCAACAUCAUCAAGGAAGAUCUUGGUUUGUCAGCUGACAGCAAAGUCAUUCAUGGCAUUGAUGCGAACAAGGAAGGCCUCAUCAGUCUAAAAGAACUCCGAUUGGGCAGUGUCAUUGAGGAGCCCCCACGGCCUAAGAGUCCAGUGUCGGAUGCCCAGUUGCAAGCCCCAGCAAAAUCGACGAAAAAGAAGUCGAAGAAGGCUGCUGUUGCUGCUACUGUUGAGGCUCCAUUUACGGAGGAAGAAACAACUAAAGACGCACCGUCUCAGUCGGCAACGAACGGUGCGCCACCGGCACCAAUCUCUGCACCAGAGCCCGUCAAUGGAGAUGUCCCCCCAGUCAAGGAAAGUAAGAAGAGCAAGAAGAAGGCAGCGGCCGCCGCCGCGGCAGCCCUCGCGUCCGAGAAGCCAACUUCCAGGAACGCCUCGCCUUCGAAGAAUGCUCAGCCACCAUCUGCUUUCGAUGCGGCCACUGCAAAGGAUGCUUCCACGAGUGCCAACGGUGAGCAUGCGAUCGCCCCACCCGUUUCUGCGCCCUCAGCGGCAACCGAGUCUGCAUUAAAGUCAGAAGCUGUUUCGGUUGGUAUCUCAGGAGAUUGGCUUGACAAGGAGUUGAAGAAGAUUGAACGUGGCGUGUCUGCUGAGUUCCGAAAGGAACUUGGCACACUGUAUACCAACAUCCAGAACGAUCGCCUCGUUCAAGAUUCAUCAUCUGCGGCUCGUCAAGAGGCAAUUCUUCGAUUGGUGUCUUCUACAUUGACCACUAACGUGGAGAAGAGCUUAUCUCGGAUUUUGGCUUCACAAAUGCAGCAAGUAGUGGUCCCAGCAAUCACUGGGUUGACGGUUCAGGCAGUGACAACGUCAGUUGGCGAUGCUGUGACGAAAUCAAUGCACUCAGCGCUUCCCAGAGAGCUCAGUUCACAACUCCAAGCGGCCGUGAGCAGUGCUUUGCAAAGUCCGCAGGUCACACGAAAUUUGAUAGAUACUGUUUCACAGAAAGUGUCAAAGCAAACCGAACAUCAAUUGGUCGGUCUUGUACAAAAAGAGAUCAUGCCAUCAUUCCGGACACUCGCAGUUGAGGCCGCCGAGAAAGCGGCUUUGGAUGUUGAAGCGCGUCUCCGAAAUGAAAUCCAGCGAUUUGAGCAUGAAAAGCAACAAGAUACGGUCAGACUGGAAAAGCUGAGUCAGGUGAUGCAAAGCAUGGCGCAGACGCUCCAGCAAUUGUCUGACACUCAGCUGGCAUUCCAGAAUCAGAUCUUGAAGGAUCGCCGUCAGAUUGCGUUACUGGGUGACGACAUGGUUGCGUCUGGGUCCCGCCAAGUUUCAACAGCACGCGCGAGUGCAUCCCCGCUGCAAGGCGUUGGACAGCCACCACAGAAGCCAAAGUCUCGUGAAGAGAUUGAGAUAGAGGAGAUUUCUCAGCUCUUGGAUGAUGGACGUUAUGAGGAAGCCUCGGUCAGAUGGCUCCAGUCAAGUCAGCAAUCUGAGCUUUUUGACCGAUUGUUCAUCCGCUUUACCCCUGAGUACCUGGAAACUGAUGUGUCACCACUGAUUGCCUUUUCCAUUGCUGUCACAAUUGGUAACUCACUGAACACCAACAUCGCACAACGUCUGGAGUGGAUUUUGGCAGCUUUCAACGCUGUUGAUCUGACGGAUUCAGAGAUGAUUGACCUUGCUCAACACGCACCGCAACUUCUGAGCUCGUUAAUUCAAAAGAUCGAAGGGUUGUACAUGACCAUGGCAGAACGCGAUCCAAGAGACCCCGCUCUGAGAAUCAUGCCGGCAGUAUCGAAGAAGGCCAAAGAUAUGAGGGCAGCCCUUCUUGGGUCAAGCACUCCUUCCUACGCACGAGCUUUUGCGUCUCCUCGUUACUAG